Molecule: messenger RNA, 658 nt
Organism: Sebastes umbrosus (honeycomb rockfish)
Lineage: Eukaryota; Metazoa; Chordata; Actinopteri; Perciformes; Sebastidae
Product: sodium- and chloride-dependent GABA transporter 3-like
Exons: 4
Coding region: 80-499 (139 amino acids)
Biological process (GO): sodium ion transmembrane transport
Cellular component (GO): membrane
Source: RefSeq, a predicted model, not a curated record
UCUCUUCCUGCUUUAGGGAGGAAUUUACGUGUUCCAACUCAUUGACUUCUACGGCUCUACCAGAGUCUGUCACUAUUUUAUGGUUAUUUGUGAAUGCGUGGCUGUGGGCUGGAUUUUUGGUGCUGACCGCUUAAAUAACAUCAUUGAGGACAUGACAGGACAAAGACCGUCUGUUUUCUUUAAACUGUGCUGGAAAUACUUCAUUCCUCUGCUGUCACUGAUUUCCUUUAUCCUGUACCUGGUUGAUUACAAACACCUCAGGAUUAAUGACUGGUACAUUUACCCUGACAGGGCGUACGCACUAGGAUGGAUCAUGACACUCUCCUCUGUUCUCAUGGUGCCACUGUGGGCAGCUGGACAGAUGUGUUCAACAGCAGGAACCAUCAGACAGCGUUUGUCUGUCCUUUGUCAUCCUGUUGAAGAUCCAGCCUGGCAGAGGAGAGAAAUGGGAGAGGAGGGAACAACUGUUGAACUGAGGACAUCUGUAGUGACAACUUAGUGUGUCCUGCAAAGUCACAUUAACUAGACAUUUUAGCUAUCAUGCGGCAUAUAAGCUUAUUGUAAUCAAUGUAGCUAAGUAUGAUGUAUGAUACAUAAUUGCAAUAAUAAAAAAUGUGACUAAAUCAAGGAAACUAAGCAUUGCCUGUAUGGUAGGGCU